Molecule: messenger RNA, 1471 nt
Organism: Syzygium oleosum
Lineage: Eukaryota; Viridiplantae; Streptophyta; Magnoliopsida; Myrtales; Myrtaceae
Product: probable prolyl 4-hydroxylase 12
Exons: 7
Coding region: 185-1114 (309 amino acids)
Biological process (GO): peptidyl-proline hydroxylation to 4-hydroxy-L-proline
Cellular component (GO): endoplasmic reticulum
Molecular function (GO): L-ascorbic acid binding; iron ion binding; procollagen-proline 4-dioxygenase activity
Source: RefSeq, a predicted model, not a curated record
UCAUCAUCAAACUAACGACGAAAGGCACCAAGAACAGGAGGAAGACAUUCGCCAUCUCCUUCAGCGCGACCGCGAUCGGAGCGAAAGAGGGCGUCAAGCAUUUCCGUCUCCGAUUCUCUCUCGGCUUUUGCCUUCUUCGGCUUCUCAGUCUCUCUCUCUCUCCCGCUCGAUCGAUCGCCCGCCGAUGGCCGCUCUCCCGUCGAUUCUACUCGUGGCCUUCGUGCUUCCCCUGUCCAGCUGCUCCGCGGAGAGCAGCCGCAAGGAGCUCAGGGAUAAGGAAGUUGACAGGAACAUGGUCAUUGCAACGGGGAACUCAUUGAUUUCCAACAGAAUUAACCCCUCACGAGUUGUCCAGCUCUCGUGGCGACCAAGGGUCUUUUUGUAUAGGGGUUUUAUGACAGAUGAAGAGUGUGAUCACCUUAAGUCGUUGGUCCAUGGUACAAAUGAGAACAUGAGGAGGGAUGGUGAUUUGGAGAAAGUUGCUACUCAAAGGCGUUUGUUGAGCUCUAAAAUUCCAUUAGAUCUGACAGAUGACAUAGUGACAAGGAUCGAGGAAAGGAUUUCAGCUUGGAGUUUUCUCCCGAAAGAGAUGGGCAGGCGCAUACAGAUAAUGCAUUUCGGGUUGGAAGAAGGUAAACUAAAGUAUGAUUAUUACGGUAAUGCUUCCGUGCCAACACAGGCCAAGAAUUUGAUGGCAACGGUUAUUUUGUAUCUUUCAAAUGUCACUCAGGGUGGGGAGAUACUUUUCCCUGAGUCAGAGUUGAACGGCAAGAGCUGGUCUGAUUGUAGCAAGAGUGAUGACAUCUUGAGACCAAUGAAAGGGGAUGCCAUCUUGUUUUUCUCUCUCCAUCUCGAUGCAUCUCCUGACACGAGAAGCACCCACGCAAGGUGCCCCGUCCUUGAAGGUGAAAUGUGGUGUGCAAUGAAGCUCUUUCACAUACGAGCCCUAGACAGUGAAAAGAUAUCCUUGGACUCUGACAGCGACGGCUGCACUGAUGAGGAUGAGAAUUGUCCGAGAUGGGCUGCCGCCGGAGAAUGCCAAAAGAAUCCUGUAUACAUGGUCGGCUCGCCAGAUUACUACGGGACAUGUAGGAAGAGUUGCAAUGCAUGCUGAUGGCACCCUUACCCGGCUUCGCACCGAAAGCUGAGGUUCUGACUCUCACUUGUCUAUCAUGCAAAAGCGAACUGGCAAAUGUAAAUGGUCGGGAAUAGUCUCAGUUUCUCAUGGACUCCAUCCGAUGCUGAAGAGAGUUUCAGGUUCUCAUGUCUACGUCGGCGGGAAAGCUUCAUGUCAGGAUCUUUUAGAAUAGCAAUCAGUUGCCAAUACGAGACAAAGCUAAUCACGUUACAGACUCUAUACAAGGAUUUGGUCUUAAUGGGGUUUAAUCCCAUCAUUGUAAUUCUUCUUUUGUAUUCAUGAUCCGCUCGAUAUAAGAAUAACAAACAGCUAAAUAAUCUGCUCAUCCGAAAA